Messenger RNA from Fragaria vesca subsp. vesca, 2070 nucleotides. Its product is annotated as probable metal-nicotianamine transporter YSL7-like. The transcript has 5 exons. Gene Ontology annotation, cellular component: membrane. Lineage: Eukaryota; Viridiplantae; Streptophyta; Magnoliopsida; Rosales; Rosaceae. Bases 1 to 2070 code for a protein of 689 amino acids. Gene Ontology annotation, molecular function: oligopeptide transmembrane transporter activity. The record is from RefSeq and is a predicted model, not a curated record.
AUGGAGAGAAAGAAGAGCGAUGAUUUUGAUCAGGAUGAUGAUCAAAAACCACAACAUAACAAGGUAUUGGUGGAAGCGGCCUUCCGGAACCAGGCGGUGCCGCCGUGGACGAAGCAAAUCACUGUGAGGGCCAUGGUCACUAGCUUUAUUCUCAGCAUCGUCUUCAACUUCAUUGUUUGCAAACUUAACCUCACCACUGGUGUCAUACCAUCGCUCAACGUCGCCGCCGGCUUGUUGGGUUUCGCCGUGCUCAAAUUUUACACCGCUAUACUCACCAAGAUUGGCCUUUUGAAGCAGCCUUUCACUCGUCAAGAAAAUUGUGUCAUCCAAACAUGUGUCGUCGCCUCAUCCGGGAUCGCCUUUAGCAGUGGAACUGCAAGUUAUGUACUGGGCAUGAGUGGAGUUAUAGCUGCUCAGGGAGAUGGCGCCAACACCCCAUUGAACAUAAAGAACCCUCAUGUUGGCUGGAUGAUGGGAUUUCUUUUCGCUGUCAGCUUCCUUGGCUUGUUUUCCAUUAUGCCCUUGAGAAAGGUGAUGAUCAUGAAGUACAAGUUAACCUACCCAAGUGGAACCGCAACUGCAUACCUCAUUAACAGUUUUCACACUCCCAAAGGAGCCAAGUUAGCAAAGAAACAAGUUGCUGUCUUGUUCAAAACCUUCUGCGGUAGCUUCCUGUGGGCCUGUUUCCAAUGGUUUUACACAGCCGCUGAUGGCUGCGGAUUUGUUAGCUUCCCAACAUUUGGUCUCCAAGCUAAAGCACAGAGGUUUUACUUUGACUUCUCAUCGACAUACGUUGGUGUAGGAAUGAUUUGCCCUUACAUCGUGAAUAUCUCUUUGCUUGUUGGAUCAAUAAUUUCAUGGGGAAUCAUGUGGCCUUUGAUUGAGAAAAAUAAAGGUACAUGGUACAGUGCUGAUAUCCCAGCGACCAGUCUCCACGGUAUCCAAGGAUACAGGGUUUUCAUUGCUAUAGCCAUGAUGCUCGGGGAUGGUUUAUACCAUGUAGCUUACAUGCUCAUUAUGACCUCCUACAGCUUAUGUUGCUCACCCAAAACAAAAGAAGACAAGAAUUUAGAUACUGAAGCUGGAACAGAAGUUUUGAGUGAAAACUAUGACGAGGAGCGAAGAAAUGAGUAUUUCGAGAAAGACCAAAUUCCAAACUGGCUUGCUUUCGUUUGUUAUGUUGGUCUUGCCAUUGUAGCCAUCAUCUUCGUACCAAUAUACAUUUUCCGACAAUUGAAAUGGUACCAUAUCUUGACUGCUUAUAUGAUUGCUCCAGUUUUGGCAUUCUGUAAUGCCUAUGGUGCUGGCCUCACUGAUUGGUCCCUCGCCUCCAACUAUGGAAAAUUCGCCAUCAUAAUCUUCAGUGCUUGGGUUGGCGCUCCGAAAGGUGGUGUUGUUGCUGGGCUUGCUGCUUGUGGUGUCAUGAUGAGUGUUGUCUCUACAGCUUCUGAUCUUAUGCAAGACUUCAAGACCGGAUUUCUUACGCUGUCGUCUCCUCGCUCUAUGUUCUUCAGCCAAGUACUUGGCACGGCCAUGGGUUGUGUCCUGUCUCCUUUGGUAUUCUGGUUCUUCUACAAAGCUUACCCACUAGGUGAUCCAGACGGUCCAUACCCUGCACCGUAUGCCCUAAUGUACCGUGGAAUGGCUCUUCUUGGAGUUGAAGGCGUUGGUUCGCUUCCAAAACACUGUGUGAAACUUGCAGGGUCCUUUUUUGCAGCUUCCAUUGCCAUUAAUUUGAUCACUGAGCUUCUAAAGCGUUAUGAGACCAAGUACAAGUUGUACAGGUUUAUUCCAAUCCCAAUGUGCAUGGCCAUCCCAUUCUAUCUAGGUUCUUACUUCGCCAUUGACAUGUGUGCGGGGAGCUUGAUUCUUUAUCUGUGGCAAAGGAAGAACAAACAACAGGCCGAUGACUUUGCGCCAGCAGUCGCAUCUGGACUCAUUUGUGGUGACUCUUUGUGGGGUGUUCCAGCUGCUAUCCUUUCACUUGUGAACGUGAAACCUCCAAUCUGUAUGAGGUUCUUCUCUGCUUCUGCCAAUGCAAAACUCGAGAAACUUUUAUCUGGUGAUUAG